AUGUCAAAAGUUAAGUUAAUUUUACAAAAUAUUUUCUCUCCAUUACUCCAUGUAUUACCAAAAGGUUUCCCUAAAAAAAAGUUAAUUCCAUUGUUGUUAUUAUCGUUCCUUGAAAGUAUGAAUAAAAAUUCUAUAACAUCAUAUGCUGGAUUUCUUGUAGUAGACUUUCAUGUAGUAGAUACUAAAAACCAAGCAGGAUUUUAUAGUGGAAUUUUUGAUUCAAGUUUCUAUGUUGGGCAGUUUUUAUCAUCAUUUAUUCUUGGUAUUAUGUCUGACACAUUAGGUAGAAGACCUUUAUUAUUAUUUGGAUGUUUAGGGUCUAUUGUAUGUACGUUGUCUUUAGGAUUUUCAUUUAAUUAUCCUUGGGCAGUUGUUUCUAGACUUUUAUUAGGAUUGGUUAAUGGUAAUUUAGGUGUAAUUAAUGCUUUUAUGGGAGACCUUUCAACAAAAGAAAAUCGAACUCAAGUCUUUGGGUUAAUUGGAUUAAUGAAUGGGUGUGGAAUGAUUGUAGGAUCUACUAUUGGUGCUUAUCUUUGCCGUCCUGCAAUUCAAUAUCCGUCUGUUUUUGGAGGUGUUCAAUUUUUCCAUACAUUUCCAUAUAUUCUUCCUAAUAUAGUCUGUGUUUCAUUAACAUUCAUUGCCUUUAUUUUAUCAGUUAUUUUCUUACAAGAACCAAGGACUAUUGAGAAGAUGAAUUGUAAGUGGUAUGUUGUUAUUAAAAUUAUUAUAACAAAGGUUCUUGUUAGAAUUAAAGAUAUGAUUAAAAUGUGUUUCUCUAAAGAAUAUAUUGGUAUUUUAACUUGUGUUAUGAAUGCAAUUCUUCAAUGCUCUUGUGGUAUGGUUUGGGGAAUGAUUCCAUUAUUGAUGAUGGCAUCUGUAGAUGUUGGAGGUUUUGGUUGGGAAACAGCAGAGAUUGGAACUUUCCUUUUAAUCUCAGCUGUUGGAAUUAUUAUCACUCAAUUAUUUAUUUAUAAACCUGUUGUCAAUCUAUUAAAACCAUUAUGGACAAAUAGACUUGGGUCUUCAGGUUUAUUUUUUAUGUAUAAUGUUCCACCUUGUAUUCAUUAUCUUUAUCCAUAUGGGACAUUAUUACUAUGGAUUAUAUUUGGAUUUUAUAGUGCAUCUUUACAAACAGUUAUGCAGUUUGCAUUGUCUACUAAUCAAGUAUUAGUUGGUAAUAGUGUCACGAAGAAUUUAAUGGGAUCUUUGUUUGGUCUUUCUCAAAGUUUACUCGCAUUUUUAAGAUUAAUCGGUCCAUUAGUAUCAUCUCCAUUAGUUGCAUGGACUUUGAAUCAAAAAUUCCCAUUUAACAUCCAUUUUGCAUUCUUUGUAGUUUCAUUAAUUGCUCUACUUGUAUUUGUCUUGUCAUGGUUUUUACCAAAGAGUAUUAAUGAACCUAAACCAGAUGAACAUGAUUAUAGUCAAUUACCAAAAGAUGAAGAGGGUGUUGAAAUGAAAGAUCAACAACAUAAAGAAAUUAUUGUUAAUAUAGAUACACAAGAAAUAGAAAAAGAACCAACUCCAACGAAUCAAGAAGAUCAAGACACUAUGAAUAAAAAAUAA
Messenger RNA from Entamoeba histolytica HM-1:IMSS, 1563 nucleotides. Its product is annotated as transporter, major facilitator family. The record is from RefSeq and is a predicted model, not a curated record. Gene Ontology annotation, molecular function: transmembrane transporter activity. Gene Ontology annotation, biological process: transmembrane transport. The transcript has a single exon. NCBI's taxonomy places the organism in Eukaryota, Evosea, Mastigamoebida, Endamoebidae. The coding region runs from base 1 to 1563 and encodes 520 amino acids.